Molecule: messenger RNA, 3217 nt
Organism: Pelobates fuscus (common spadefoot toad)
Lineage: Eukaryota; Metazoa; Chordata; Amphibia; Anura; Pelobatidae
Gene: ANKS3
Product: ankyrin repeat and sterile alpha motif domain containing 3
Exons: 17
Coding region: 126-2027 (633 amino acids)
Cellular component (GO): cilium
Molecular function (GO): protein binding
Source: RefSeq, a predicted model, not a curated record
GGGAAAUUCCUGCAGUGAGGCUGAAGUCUCAGAGUGGGGAGGGAGGGAGAGAGGGAAAGUUACUUUCUUCCUGUUACUGCAUCUUGUCUGAGUUUAUAGGAGGAGAUUCCGCUGAGUGACGUAGAAUGGCAGAGCUAAGCGAUGAGGCCAGUGAGACAGAGAUGCUAGGCAGCAGUCUGUCCAUUUGGUAUGGGGAACCCCUGGACGUCAUCGAACUUCCUCUGGAUGUCCACACAGCGGCUUCUAUUGGGGAGUGUGAUGUGGUAAAGCAAUUUGUGAACAGGAAGGACAUUGACCUGAAUCAGCCAAACUUAGGUGGAUGGACGCCACUUAUGUACGCCUCCUACAUCGGCCAUGAUGCUGUGGUUAGCUUGUUACUGGAAGCAGGUGUAGAUGUGAAUUGCUGUACACCCAGUGGGCAAACUCCUCUCAUGUUGGCAGCCAGCUGUGGGAAUGAAAGUGUGGCUUAUUUUCUUAUACAGCACGGAGCUAAAUUGGAGGUGAGAGAUUCCCGUGGCUGGACGGCUCUAUUCCACUGCACUAGUGCAGGACACCAACGAACCUUGCGGUUUCUCCUUGAAAAUGGGGCGAAUGGGGACAUCAGGGAGCCAGUCUACAGCUUUACUCCGCUCAUGGAAGCUGCCGCAUCUGGACAUGAAAUCAUCGUACAGCACCUACUGAACCAUGGAGUGAAGAUGACCACCACCGAUCAGAACGGGGAUACUGCGCGCAUGCUUGCUGCUCGCUACGGCCAUUCCAGAAUCGUGUCUAUGCUGGAUUCUCACCGUAACCGCGCGUCCCGAGCACAGAAGGGAUUAGUGCGGCGUGAAGAGUUUAGCUCUUCAGAUGAAUCUAUCUCUUCGCCCCAACGUCCUAGACCUCAACGCAAGGUCAAAGGCCCCAGCAUUCAUGAUGGACCCCAAGCCUUGGCCAAGAUUACAGGCAGUGUAAAUCCGGUUUCACAUGGCACAGGCAAGCUCCCUCCUCAGGGAUAUGUCACCUUCAAUAACUUAGACCAUGACUCUGAACUAGAUGAAGACCUGCGUUUUCGGGAUGUUACAUCCCCUAUCAACGAUCACGAUGUGGAGAGCAAUGGAAGUAGCCGAGAUGAGGGGGACAGUAGUAGCAGGGAAGGACCAUGCCCUAAAAGUGGUGUGAGCAGCGAAGCAUCGCUAGAAAGUAAUGAGGAUUCUGAUCCAGUUUUGGAAACCAUCAGCCGUAAACCCUCCAAAACACACGGCAAGGGAAAAACGAGAAAUGGGGAUUUACACCCCUGUGUCAGAGCCUCAAAUGGCCGUAUGCCAAAAAUACCAAUUCAAGAAUCUCCAGAAUACACCGGGCCGAAGGAUCUGGCAGAACUGCUGGAUCAGAUCGGUUGCUCCAAGUACCUUCCAGUUUUCCAGGAACAAGAUGUGAAUCUGCGAAUCUUCCUCACCCUCACAGAGACUGACCUGCGGGAAGUUGGCAUCACCCUAUUCGGUCCCAAAAGGAAGAUGACAUCAGCCAUUGCCCGAUGGCAUAGUUCUGCCCGACUCCCAGGUGACAGUCUGGAGCAGGCAUACGCUGACCGCCUGGAAGCAGAGAUGCAAGAACUGGCUAUACAGCUCCAUAAGAACUGUGAAGAAACAGACCUUCUGAAAGCACAGGUAGCUCAAGAGAGGGAGCUGAGAGCUGUGGCUGAAAGCUGUCUGAUGGAACAGGACACCACUUGCAGAGCCGUCUGGGGCAAACUUCAGGCAACGUGCCAGUUAGUCACAGAUACACAGUAUGCCAUGACUCGGCUCAGGUGCUGUACGAAAGAACUAUCCCAUCGUCUUGGUAAACCAACUGUACCCAGGACAAGAGUUCAAGGCUCAAAGGCUGCAGGACUGGAUGCGGCCUCUUUGACGUCCAUGAGCAUGCUGGAGCUCUCAGCGUCUCUGGAGGAAAGCACCACAAUUUUAGAGGAAGCCUUGCGAGCUGUACAGGAAAACGUGGAGAAGAUGAAAAAAGCAGAUAAGGGACGACGCAAGUGGCCUGAUCCCUGACCUGUGAGGAGCGAUUUUUACUAUACCUCAGACGGCGGGUGAAGUUCUCCACCCCGAAGAUAUCUAAUGCCAGUGCAUUGUGAUCACAGUGGUACAAUGUGCCUAAAUUGCCUGAUGACUACUGUCCGAACGCUACAGCACACCGUGAUUGCUGGGUAGUGAGGUGGUAAGCGUCGGGCUGGCAGUUUUAUUGCGACGUCCUACAGCGCUCUCUUCAAGAAGAAAUGGAGGAGAGCACCGAGCCUUUUUAAUAGACGUUUUUAGAUGAAUUGAUCUGCAAAAGCCUUUUAAAGGAAUGGUGAAAUAGGCUGAUUGCAUGUAUUUUAAAGAAUAUAUUGUAUUCUGCUCAAAAUAGGUCUUUUAUUACAGAGGGGUUAAUAAUGGUUGUGUAAAGGAACAUUAUUUGUUUUUUGAUGUUUCACAUGUGUAUCAGCCAGCAGAAACAUUGCUUUGGAUUCUGUUGGGGCAAAUUAACAUUUAGAACUUUGUUCAAGAAUGGGUUAUUUGUCUAUAACCCACAAUGAAUCCAAACUCUGCAUGGGAAAUGUUUUAUAUAUAUAUAUACAGUGUAGCAUCGUUUUUAUACCCUCACAAUAAUAAACUGCACAUGAUCAUUUUAUUUUAUUCUCUAUGUGCUUCUACUGUGAUUUGGGCCAAGCGAUGCAGUCUCUGUGGCCCAGGAGCUGCAUGUGGCUCUUUUACCUACAGAACAAUUUAAGAUAAUUUAGAACUUUACGUUCAGAUGCUUCUUGCAUAUUGUGAACUUGUCUUAUUCAGCACAGGUGAAGCUCGGUAACAUCCGUUAAUAGUCAUAAUUAUGGGUGUUACCGACCUUAAAGUGACACUCCAGGCACCUGGCAACUUUAAUGUGUAUUUACAUUUUAAGUUAUGAUCACGAUCUUACUCUGAUAAUUAUACAUGGUAAAGGUUUUCCACACUUUGCAUUGAAAAAAAAAAACAAUUAAAAAAUGAAUGUUUUAGCUGGCAAGUGUAGCUCCUGCCUUGCUGAGAGCACUACUUGCAUGCAGUUUCAGUGUAAAUGCAUGUGGCAAGACUGCUUAUAUCAAAGUGCCUUCCAUAGUGGACAUGUGAUUGGAUUUUGAAGCCCAUUCUCGGUUGCUAUGAAGGCUAAUCGCAUCAUGCUGCAAAUAGAAUAAUUUUACUAAUACAAUUUCAAGAACAACCUUGAG